AUGCCAUCUCCGUCCUUCGACCACCACGUUUUAGAGGUAUAAAUGAUGAACUUGGAGUUUAUCCCAGAGGAAAAUGAGAGUGACAAAAUGUUUAGAAGGGUGGUUGUGGAUUUAUUUCGUUAUCUUAAACUAUCCUUAUCUUUAUCGAACUGUUUUACUUUACUGCGUUCUGAUUUUGUUAGAUUGUUUUUUUCCAAUAGUUUUUUUGUUUAAAUUAAGCUCUUCAGAAUUUUGGACAUUUCAUGUCCAUGUUCCAGCAGCCGGGAGGGUUUUCACUUUUCAAUCCGGGAUUGUAUCCACAAUCCUCGCCUCAAACUAACGUCAUUCGCCCGAUCGUUCCGACAAACCUGAUCGGGGAGAUGGAUAAAGCUGGUCCAUCCUGGUCUAGAAGGAGCCGGUCCCGUAGGUCACAGACAAAGGUGACCUCGGACGGGGAUGUGCGUUCAGUGCACAGCAAAGACGAGGAUUGGGACGUCCCCCAGGCGAUCAAGAAGUUGAAGGGAAAAGCAGUACAGCCAGAAGGAUCUAGGAGGUCGGCCUUUCUGAGACUUGGCCAUGAUGGCCGAAAUCAGAACCGGUCAGCAAAAGAGCGGCUUGGGGUAGAAACCAUUCCAGCUAGUGCCUUUAAUCGUGCAGAGAGAGGAGCCGGACGACCUGGUCAGACCAGGCGAACGGAGCCAUCCCCACACGAUGAGCCCCAGCACAGCCGGGCACCACGAGAGGAAGAAGCCGAAAGCCACCCCAGGCACACGACCCGUUCACAUGUUGAACAACCUCGGGAUCGUGUGGGCCAGGUCGAGGCACGUCUGGAGAAACUACAACGCCGGGUAGACCGAGAAGAAAAGAAGAAGAUUCUGCUAAACGAAUCUCCAUUCACAGACCGGGUUCAUGAAACACCAUUUCCAAAGAAGGCGAAACUUGAAGUCCCGAAGUUCACCGGGAAGGAGGACCCGGAAAUUCACGUCAAAACCCUCCAUCAAAGUGGGCGGAUGAUGGGUCUUUCCGGGGAUGAGAAAUGUUUGCUUUUCUUCCAGACCCUCCGCGGCCGAGCCGCCGAGUGGUUUCAUAACUUACCGGCCGGUGAAAUCGAUUCUUUCGGUGAACUGGCUGAGGUGUUUCAAGAAAAGUUCAAAGAAAAAUGUACCAAGAGGAAAAAGUUUACCUACUUGAGUACAGCCGGGCAGCGAGAGCACGAGGAUCUGACAAAAUUCCUCACCCGGUGGAAGGAUGAGGUUGACAAGGUGGAGGAGAUGGACGACAAGACAGCAAUGUCCCUCCUUGUAUCUGGGCUCCGGUCCGGAGAACUAUACAAAGAAUUCUGCAGGAGGCCUCCCCAGUCCUAUCAAGAGGCCUAUAACACGGCCUGGGACUAUGCUGACGCUGAAGCCCAGGUGUCAUCCAAAAGGGAAGCCGAGCAGGGCCACUCAAAGGGAAAAGUUUCCUUGAAAAAGGAAAUUACAUUGCCCGGUAAGAUAAAAGCAGAAGUCAUGGAGGUAAAACCGGUCAAAACAGAGAAGAAACUGACCGGCGAGAAACAAUGGACGGAGAAGUAUUGCUCCUUUCACAAAACUGAUUCCCAUAACAUUGCAGAGUGUAACAGUGUGAAGGGGGUAAUAAAGAAGAUGAUUGAGGCCGGUGAGAUUGAUCCUGAAUAUCUGGCCCAGGCUAAGCAAAAGAAGAACCAAUGGGUCAGACCAGAAGGACAACCGGCCGGGCAGAAUAAAAAGAAGAAAACCGCCGGUAAAGAGCAUUUACAGGUCAUCUACGGUGGACCGGAAGGGGGAGAUUCUGCUUCCCAAAGGAAGAAGUGGGGGCGAGAACUCUACAUGGGGACGGUAGCCCUCAAUCCCCGGUCGAAACAAGCAAGACGGGAACUGAUCACUUUUACUGACCGGGACCUCCCCGCCACCAGAGAAGAUCACAAUGACCCCCUGGUUAUAACUAUGGACAUGGGUGGAGUCGAUGUCUCCCGGGUACUCGUUGACACAGGAAGUAGUGUCAACGUUUUGUACUUGGAUGCAUUUGAAAAGCUCAAGUUGUGUCGGACACGGCUUGAGCCCUUAAAGACUCCCCUGUCCGGGUUCACCGGGGACUCUGUUGAAGCUGAAGGGUCAAUCCUUCUUACUUGUGAGUUAGGCACAGGAGACCAGGUCAUCCAGAAGCAAAUGAGGUUUGUGGUAGUAAACAUCAAAUGUGUUCAUAACGCCAUCCUAGGCCGACCUGGAAUAAACAAGGUCCGUGGAGUCAUCUCCAUGGCCCACCUCUGCAUGAAAUUCUAUACCCCGGGCGGUAUAGGACAGGUCAGAGGAGAUCAAAAGAAGGCCCGACAUUGCUACUUGGAGGCCGUAAAGAAAAUGACCAAGGCAUUUGAGAGAGUCACUUUGGUCUCUCAGGAAGAAGAGCGGUCGAAGCUAGAGCCGGGCGAUGAAACUGAGCAGAUUGUUCUCCGAGAAGCCUUCCCAGAAAGAAUGGUACGGAUCGGAAGAGAUCUGCCCGGAGGACUUCGAGAUGAAAUCAUCUCAGUUCUUCGGGAAUAUGCAGAUAUUUUCGCUUGGAGUGUGGCGGACAUGCCGGGCAUUGACCGUUCUGUCAUAUGCCAUCGUUUGGCUGUGAUGGAAGGGAGCCGGCCUGUGAAACAAAAGAAGAGGCACUUGGCGAUCGUCCGUAGGGACUUUGUGAAGAAAGAAGUCAAGGACUUGUUGGCGGUCGGGCACAUACGGGAGAGGCCUAUUUACUAUGUGAGCAAAGCAUUAAAUGGGGCUGAAAGCCGGUACACUGCCAUUGAGAAAACGGCAUACGCGCUUUUCAUCACGGCCAAAAAACUGACCGCAUACUUCCAAGCUCACACCGUGGAAGUACUGACCGAUCAGCCACUUGGACCGGUCCUUCGAAAUUCGACCUCCUCGGGAAGGUUGAUCAAGUGGGCGAUGAUGCUCACCCAGUUCAAAAUAGAAUAUAAACCAAGGACUGCAAUUAAGGGUCAAGCUUUGGCAGACUUCCUCGUUGAACUAACCGGUCUAGAGCCCGAAGCCGGACCCUCCCAUACGGUCGAACCGUGGUGGGACAUGGCCGUUGAUGGAGCCUCUGGACCGAAGGGAUGCGGGGCCGGUGUAGUCUUCACUACCCCGGAAGGAUUCAAGAUCUACAAUGCCUUGAUCUUCAACUUCAAACUCACCAACAAUGAGGCGGAGUAUGAGGCGUUGGCCGGUGGCCUUAGAUUAGCCCGGACACUCGGAAUAAAAAGGAUGAAGAUCCGUUCCGAUUCGAGUCUAGUGGUUGGGCAGGUCAAUGGUGAGAUGGAAGUAAAAGAGGAUCGGCUGGCCCGGUAUAGUGAUCUGGUCCGAGCGCUUCUAAGGGAAUUAGAAGAGUUUCGUCUAACUAGGAUACCCCGGUCGGAAAACGCUGAUGCAGAUAUGCUUUCAAAAUUGACACAAGCCUGCCUAGAGCAUGUGUCGAAGUUGGCGAAAAUUGAGAUCAUGGACGUGCCGAGUACAGACCGGUUUGAAAUCGCGGCUAUCCAACCGGGCCAGAAUUCGGCUACCAGGACAAUCGGAGCAGAUGAUGACUGGAGGCACGAUCUCAUGCAAUAUUUGAAGACCGGUCAGAAACCGGAUGACGAGGAACCGGCCAGAAAGGUGAUCCUGCGGGCUCCCCGUUUUCAGAGGCUGAACGGGUAAUAGCUGAGGUGCAUGAGGGAGUUUGUGCGGCCCAUCAAAUGUCUCGCACCCUGGCCCAAAGGAUAAUAUUGCUUGGCUACUACUGGCCG
Messenger RNA from Cuscuta campestris, 3766 nucleotides. The record is from the annotation of a GenBank genome assembly. Lineage: Eukaryota; Viridiplantae; Streptophyta; Magnoliopsida; Solanales; Convolvulaceae.